Messenger RNA from Suhomyces tanzawaensis NRRL Y-17324, 2847 nucleotides. It is a transcript of the gene NIP100, whose product is annotated as Nip100p. The transcript has a single exon. NCBI's taxonomy places the organism in Eukaryota, Fungi, Ascomycota, Pichiomycetes, Serinales, Debaryomycetaceae. The record is from RefSeq and is a predicted model, not a curated record. Bases 1 to 2847 code for a protein of 948 amino acids.
AUGCUCGGCCAGCGUGUGAGCGUAAGAGACGAACCAGGAGUUGUUCGUUUUAUCGGUGACACUCAAUUUGCUCCAGGCACCUGGUACGGCGUAGAGCUUGAUAGAGCCGCUGGAAAGAAUGAUGGUUCAGUUAAUGGCAUAAGGUACUUUGAUUGCACCAAAGAGGGUAUGGUUGGUGUAUUCGUUCGUCAGGCAUUGGUGAAGCCUGCCAAGUUGGCCAAUUCAACCGGCUCCAGAAGCACAUCGAGACCUUCGUCGCAAUCAUCUGAUAUCAAGGAUCUGACUACCAGUACCGCUAGACCUGGAACUUCUCCUGGCCCCGACUCCAGUGAUCCGUCUCCAUCCACACUUCACAAAAUCAUUGAAAAAUUGCAAAGCAAGCUUCAGACAACAACGAAUGAGAUCAAGAAGUACAAGGAAACUGUCCAGUACCAUAAAGACAGGAUGAGCGAACUUGAGGGGCAGGUGGAAAUGGUCAGCAUUGAUAAGGACUUUUUGGCUUCAUCUAAAGAUGAGUUGUCGGCUAAAUUGAAGGAGUUACAACUUAAGUAUGAUGAGCUUAAGACAGACUAUCAAAUCAUGCACGAAGAGACUGAGCUAAACAAACAGAUAGAGAACGAAAUAAAGUCACAAUUUGAAAGCUCAGGGACCAAUAAGGAUGUACAGAUAAUUCUUCUGCGAAACAAGCAACUCGAGUUGGCGUUACUUAACCUUCAAAAGUUAAGCGAACAGUCGGAAUUGACAUUACAACAAGAAAUUAAUUCCUUAAAACAAGAACUUCAAGGUAAACUGGAGAUGGAAAGAAAUAUAAUAAGCAUUAAUAACAAGUUGCGUUUGGCAGAGGAGACUAUUCUGUCUUUGCAGAUACAACUAGACUCGGCAUUGUCACUGGAAAAGAUUAUAGAGCACUUGAACCUUGAGAACGAACGACUCAUAGAGCGAGUUAAUUAUCUUCAGAAGUCCGUGGAUGAAUUAACCGAAUUGCAUGAAUUGGACCGAAGCUUAGAAGAAAAUCAAACACUAGUGGAAACCGAACUCAGAAAUGAUUUGAAAAAUUUACUGGAAGUGAUACGUAAAGAUCAGGCUUUGAUCAAGGAGCUUGAAAAGAAAAAUACCUAUUUAUCAUCAAAACUUAAAAACUCAAGCACGGAUCCUUCGAUUGAGGAAUCAAAUACGAGUACUUCGGAAAGAUCUGACUUACUCAAAGAGAUUGAAGCAUACCAACUACAAAUUAAGAGCUUAAAAACUACCAGCUUUUCGGAUUCAAUUUCUUCUAAAAUAGCACAAUCGAGGGUUAAAUUGUUCCAGGAAAGACUCGAGUGGACAGAUUUACGUGAUGACCACCCCCUCAAGAAAGCUUCACAAGUACUAUACAUGAUCAAGUCAAAUAUAUCCAAUUGUUACGUAUUGGAAGAGGUUAUGGUUAUGUUGGAGAAGAACCAAAUUGAUGAGAGCUAUAAAGCAUGUUUGCUACAUUCAACCAAGACUUUAAGGUUGUUUCUAGAGCUGCUACUUCAUAUUUGGGAGUACCAAUAUGAGAAUAAUGCAGACGAAAUGUUGACCAUUUUAGAGGAAUCAGACAUGGCCAUAACCUCAAAAAUCUCUAUGAUCAGAGAGUUAAACACUGAGGGUGAUACAGAUUUGAUUGGGAACACGAUUACUUCAGUAUCUGCACUCGUACGAUUUAAUUUUGGUAUUUCUUCCCAUGGUAAGUUCGUCUAUGAAUUUGUUCUUAAUUUUAUUGUCAUCACUGAUGAGAUAAGUGGUAAUUUAAUCCCUAGAGCAAGGCAGAAACUAGAUGAGGUGGAAGAGGGAAUGGAACUAAGAGAGCUACUUUCCGAGUUGAAUCACUCGAUCGUUAAGUUCAGCUCCAAAUCCAGAGAUAUUCUUUCAGCUAUUUCUGUCAAAAAUGGAACUCUACAAUUAAAGGAUCCCAAUUUCAAUGUCACGGAGUUUGUGAAAAUAGGAACUCGCUUAAUUGAAGAUUUGUCAACGAUCUUGGAAGGGCUAGCAGUGGACAAACUAAAUCAGUAUUCUACUGUUCAAGAAGUUAUUCCUGAAUUUACUAGAAUUGCAUCUAAUAUCAUUUCCGUUGAUUACCAAUUGUCCGAGUUACCAAGUGCUGUUUUGAUUUACGAUGCUUUGAAAUCCAAACCAGAACUCAAAAUUCCAGAUAAAGAUGAUUCCUUUCAAGAAUUUCAGGAAGUUAAAACUAAGUACGCAGAAGUGACGCAGAGCUUACUAGAAAAGGACCGGAUGUUAGAUGAAUUUCAACUAAAUAUUCAAAUGCUCGAAGGAAACAUGAAAUCACUCAACCAGACACAUAGCGAGCAAUUAAACCGAAUUAAGCUGGACUUGAAAGUAGCACAGCGUGACCACCAAGAAAGUAAGAAGAAAGCCGAGGAGCUCAUGCUCAAAAAUCUUGAUCUAGAGGCUGAAAUCCAGGGCCUUGUUAAGUCAAAUCGUAUUUUGGAAAAUGGAGAUCUCCUAGGAGCAUUUGAUAAUUUAGAAUCGGAACAGCAGGCAAGCCAAAAGUUGGAAAUGAUCGAGGAAAUCGUCUUGUUGAGAAGGAUGGUACAACAAUUCUUCCACAAACAGGCUACUCAAGAUAAUUAUUCAUGGUUAGAGAAUCCAUUAAUUGAGAAUAAGAAAGCCCAAAGUCACUCGGAUAUUGUAAGAAUCUCAAGAACUUUAAGGGGUUUGGCUCUUAAUUCAAAGCCAGUAAAGAUAACCCCGACGAACGAAUGGGUUCCAAGAACAAGCAGGCAGAGGUUCUUGGCGUUGGGAAUAUGGGAAAAUGCAUUGAACUACUCAUGUGAGAGGAAUGAAUUGCUACAGAAUUUCUAA